UUUUGUCCUCUCCUAGCCGCUCCGCUCUGCUCCGUAAACCGCACAAAAGAAGAAGAAAAAAAAGGCUUUCUUUUUUCUCGCUCGUUCAUCGUUAAUGCUUAGCUAAUGGUCCAACGAUACUCAAGAAUUCUUUCACUUCUUCGCGUCGCUGCGGUCUCUCUGCUUCACUAAAAUCUCUCUCUCUCUCUCUUUCUCCCCUGCAGCCGAAUUUAGCGGCUUGUGGCUCGUCUCCUUAGCCCAAAAUCCCUCUAUCUCUUCUGGGCAUGCGGCGGUCAAACCAUACAACACAUUACAGUGCCCCGUCGUCGUCCUCGUCGUUCUCUGGGUGCUGCUGGUUCUGGGUUGGUCUCAAAAUGUCUCCUUUUCGCCUGUCGUCCCUCUGAUGCCGGUUGAAGUGGAACCCUUGUGAUAGGGGUUCAGAAUGUCUGAUGAUAAGGAUGGUUUCGUGGCGUGGGAGGAGCGGAUCGUGUGUGCCGAGCGGGGCAAUAGGGUGGUGCAUUUUUACUUGAAGGAUGCAUCGGGGAAUUCGGUGCUGGCAGUUGUCGGGACUGAGAGGAGCAUUAGGCACAUGAUGUAUAUCGCGACAGAUGAUUUCGUACAGUUGUACGGGUCCAAUGGGUUGAUCAAAGGGUUCAGAAAGUGGCGAGCUAGAAGAGAAGUUGUGGAGUUGCUCGCCUCAUUGGUUUCAAAUUCGGAGAAUGACGACACAGUUGAAGCUCUGGUUUCCUAUGAAGCUAUGCCUCUGAGGAAAUUGAAAGCUAUAGACCAAGAGAUUGAGUGGGCUGGUGUUGCUUGGGUUUGUACUAAACAGCUCACGCAUUAUCCAGCUUUUCACAGAAAAGAAAUCACCAUUGCUGUCCAUUCUUUUUCACUGAUCUUGGCCGAAGAAGGUUGUCCAUACCUUGGCUAUGUGGAAGAUAUGUACGAGGAUAAGAAAGGACUGAAAAAGGUGAAAGUGCGGUGGUUUUACCAGAAUGAGGAAGUUCAGCAUAUAAUUCCUCAGUUGAAUUUGCAUCCACGGGAAGUUCUCAUCACACCUUAUGUUCAGAUGAUCAGUGCCGAAUGUGUUGAGGGUCCAGCAACGGUUUUGACUGCCCAGCAUUAUGAAAGAUGCAUGGCUUCUGUUUCACCGGCUUCAGCAGCUGGAAUAUACAUGUGCUCGAGGCAGUUUAAGAACAAUAAGGUCAAGCCCUUUUCACUUGCUAAAUUGCGUGGCUACCCGAGUCAAGCAAUUUUGUCUCAUCUUGAUAGUUCUCUUGUCUGUAAGACCAAAAAUAUGAAUCCCGAUAAGAAUGGGGAGGAUAAGGAAGAGUGCAAGGGCAAUGAUGGAAGUGGUGGUUCAGGCAUUAGAAUUUCAGAAUCCCAGAGCCAGACUCCAUCAACAUCAACAUACCCUAAGCUGAAAUUGAAGUUGUCGAAAAAAAAUCCAGGCAUCAAAUUUGCGACUCCGGAACCCCAAGUUCCCUUCUCGUUGAAGGUUAACGACAAAAUAGAGCUGCUUUGCCAAGAUAGUGGCAUUCGAGGCUGCUGGUUUAGAUGCCAAAUUGUGCAAAGGUCAGAGAAGUGUCUGAAAGUGAGGUACGAUGAUCUACUGGAUGCAGAUGAUAUUGCUAAACUCGAGGAAUGGGUUCCUGCAGUCAAGGUAGCUUCUCCUGAUAAAUUGGGCAUGCGGUGCCCAGGCCGACAAACAAUUCGGCCACGCCCUCCCAAGACUUCUGGUGGCUGUAAUUUCGAGAUUGGGAUGGCUGUAGAUGUGUGGUGGUGUGAUGGUUGGUGGGAAGGUGUUGUGACUCGACUUAAAGUUCCUGGAAAGAAUAGUCUGGAGGUUUAUUUCCCAGGCGAAGGCAGGCUAGCUACAUUCCACAGGAAGAAUGUCCGUGUAUCAAGAGACUGGGUUGAUCAAAGAUGGGUAGACAUUAAGUCAAAACCUAACAUCAGUGCAUUUCUAUCAGCAAAUUCUUCUGCUGGCAUUGAGUCCUCAUCAUGUACUCCUGUUCAAGAGGCAUCUAACUGCAACAAAUCUCCACCCAGGUCUCAGAAAAUCGACUCAACCUCUAACAAGGGAAAAGUGAUCGUAGAAGAGAAAGAGUUGCCUGAUUUAUCUGCAUCUCAUGAUCUCCGAGGAAGUGCAGGAGUGAGCAAGCAGAGCUGUUUCAGUCAAGAUGAUGUCCAAACAUCAAUUGGCAUUACAAACCACAAUGGUAUUAGCGAUGCUGCUGCAGCUGCCAUUGGCAAUGACAAAGGAAUCGCAUCAACUGAGAACCCUCAAUCCACCAACCGGUUAUUUGAAAUAGUAGAUGCUGUAGAAUUAAUGACUCAAGCUGCCGAAGAAGGGAUGUCUAUUCUCGAUUAAUCCCGAAGCGGGGUUGGAGGCAAUUUUGUUGGGUAUAUGGAGACCAGGUGUUGGUGACUGAUGACUCUUAUAAUCUGUUUCUUUUCUUAUAUGAUAAUUCGGUGUACAGUAACAUAGCACAGCAGUUUCAGCCGUCUACAGGAUCAAGAUUUCCCCUAAAAAUUUUAGUCCUGGUCCAUCCAAAAUGGAAGUUGUAGACCAGUUUCGAAGGUACAGUUUUCUUUAGCCCGUGGGUUUUGCUCGGCUGCAGAAGCAGGCAUGUAGCUUUUGACUGAAUUGGCUUUUGCACCUUUGAUGUCCAUACCUUUCUGACAGUAACCCCUCAUAGAAUGAUGAUGAAGUAUAGUGCAAGUCUGUUCAACUCUUACUGUUAAUAGACUCAGACAGUCUUUCCCUUUCUCUGGGAGGAGAUGAAAUUUUCUUUUUUCCUAGGAAACGAACUGGAUAUUGAGCCUCAUGCUACUCAUUGGAAUGGAAUGGUUCAUUCAUUGCUGAA
Messenger RNA from Eucalyptus grandis, 2849 nucleotides. RefSeq lists its product as uncharacterized. Gene Ontology annotation, molecular function: chromatin binding. Lineage: Eukaryota; Viridiplantae; Streptophyta; Magnoliopsida; Myrtales; Myrtaceae. The record is from RefSeq and is a predicted model, not a curated record. The coding region runs from base 422 to 2353 and encodes 643 amino acids. The transcript is spliced from 7 exons.